This is a messenger RNA of Mytilus californianus (California mussel), 1109 nucleotides long. RefSeq names its product neuroglobin-like. Bases 154 to 729 code for a protein of 191 amino acids. NCBI's taxonomy places the organism in Eukaryota, Metazoa, Mollusca, Bivalvia, Mytilida, Mytilidae. The transcript has 3 exons. The record is from RefSeq and is a predicted model, not a curated record. Gene Ontology annotation, molecular function: heme binding; oxygen binding.
ACAUUGUUUGAAUCUGAUUUGCAACGAUAACGUACAACAUUGUAAUUAUGGAUGGAAAAAACAGCUAAUCCGUCAAUGAAAACUUCUGUUUUAUUAGAAGUGAUAGAUAAUGGAUAUUUGAAGCGAUAAGAUAAUGUUAACUUAUUUGUUAAAAUGGGAAAUAAUAUUGUGAACUGUCCCUCUGUACCAAAUGGAGGCGGAGGUAGAGGAGGACAACUGAGCACGUAUUUAACACUACAUCAGAUUCACCAAAUUCAGGACACGUGGGAUCUAAUCAAGGAUGACUUGGGAAAAUUAGGAGUCAUAGUUUUCAUGAGAUUUUUCGAAACUGAACCUGAUGUUAAAUCCUUAUUUCCUAAAAUUGUGCGCAUGAACAACGAAAAUCAGUUGGAAUGGGAAAUAGACAAGGAUAUGUUACAAAAACACGCUAUAUCUGUGAUGGAAGGACUAGGGGCAGCAGUAGAGAGUUUAGAUGAAUCAGAUUUUUUAAAUAAUGUUAUGGUGUCAAUAGGACAAACACAUGUGAAAAGGCACAUCAAACCACAAAUGUUGAAGAGGUUAUGGCCUUCAUUAAACCAUGGCUUAAAAGAAUCACUGGAUGACAAAUAUACAAAAGAAGUAAAUGAAGCUUGGAAAAAAUUAUACAUGUACAUUUGUUAUCACAUGAAAAGGGGGAUGGAAAAUCCAGAUAUGGACUUAGAAGGUUAUAGUGUGUAUGCAGACCGGUGAAAUAGGACUAAGAUGGUGUUUGUGUAGUAAAAGUGAACAGUGCUGUAUAUUUAAUUCAUUUAAAACAAUUUUACGAACAUAAGUGUCAUGAGCUCUUUAGAAAAGUUUUCAAUAUAUUUGCAUUUUAAAUAUAUCUGUCCAUGUUAAAUAAAUUAUGGAAUUAAACUCUCCAGCAUAGUAGUUUAUCAUUCCGUCUUUAACUUUAAGUUGGGUAUUUUUUCUGUUGAAGUAGUUACAUUAAUAUCCAAUUUAAUUGUUUUUUUGUGUUUUGUGGCUAAGAACAAGUUUAGACAUAUUGGUGCUUUGUCUGUGAAAAUAAUUCCACGGAGUCAUUUAGAUAAAGUAAACAGAAUAUUUGAUUUAACAUAAUGAUCGUUUUA